This is a messenger RNA of Fusarium venenatum, 1593 nucleotides long. Lineage: Eukaryota; Fungi; Ascomycota; Sordariomycetes; Hypocreales; Nectriaceae. The record is from RefSeq and is a predicted model, not a curated record.
AUGCCUUCCAAUCUGAAUAUAAUUCUGGACAACAACCAGUACGCACUUCUUUGCAGCGUCACUUUGUUCACUCUCUUCAUCGUGAGAUAUUCUUUCCUCCACAAUGGAAAGUACCCGUUCUUGAAUCCAAAGAAAACCUUCGAGCUUACGACCAAUCGUGUGGUCAGAGAGUUCAUUGGCAACAGCAAGAAUGUCCUCGCUAAAGGCAGAGCUUUGUACAAAGAUCAGCCUUACAGGGCUAACACAGAUUGGGGAGAAGUCGUUAUCAUACCUCCCCAGUUUCUCAGCGAACUGAAAAGUCACAAAGAUUUGGACUUCCAAACUCCCGCCGAGGAUGACUCUCAUGGAUACAUCCCCGGGUUUGAACCCUUCCAUGGCGAUCCCAACAUUUCCAAGGUGGUGAACAAGCACUUAACAAAAGCCUUGACCAGGGUCACUGGACCUUUGUCAGAGGAAGCAUCUUUGGCAUUCCGUGAUGUUUUUACCGAUUCAACAGAUUCUCUAGAGUGGCGUGAGAUGCAACCGUCCAAAGACUUUAUCCGCAUUGUAUCGCGCAUGUCUUCUCGAGUCUUCGUGGGUGAAGGCUUGUGCCGCAACGAAGAAUGGGUGAAGCUUUCAGGCGAAUACACUGUUCAAGCUUUCAUGACAGGUGACAUUCUACGCACGUAUCCACGAUGGGCUCGACCAUAUGUUCAUCAUUUCCUACCGUCUUGCCAAAAGCUGAGGCGCACACUCGAAGAGGCACGGCAAUGCUUAAAGCCAUUUCUAGAACAACGCAACACUAUCAAGGCUAAAGUAAUGGCCAAAGGGAAGCCAUGUCCAUUUGAUGAUUCUAUCGAAUGGUUCGAACAGGAAUACGAGCAGCAUGAUGCUGCAAUUUCUCAGAUAUCCUUAUCACUCGUGGCCAUACAUACCACUACCGAUCUGCUUACAGAGACAGUAUUCAACAUUGCUCUGUAUCCCGAGUUAUUCGAGCCGCUUCGUCAGGAGCUCAUUAGCGUCAUAACCACAGAUGGAUUGAAGAAGACUGCCCUCUACAACUUGAAAUUGAUGGAUAGCGUCAUCAAAGAGUCCCAGAGACUUAGACCGAUUAUCAUAGGCAAGUCUCAGCUGAAUUUUCUACCAGAUCAUUGUCUUACAACAUCUACAGGCUCCUUCAGGAGAUUAGCCACGGCAGACAUCACACUCCCUAAUGGAGAUGUCAUCAAGAAGGGAACCAGGAUUGUCUGCGACACUACACACAUGUGGAGUUCCGACUUUCACGAGAAUGGAGACAAGUUCGAUGGGUAUCGGUAUCUUCGCAUGCGAGAAGCGUCUGAGCAAGACAAGAACGCGCAUCCGCAUCUUGUCAGCCCCAGCGUUGACCACUUGGGGUUUGGCUAUGGCAAUCACGCCUGUCCGGGCAGGUUCUUCGCGGCAAAUGAAAUUAAGAUUGCUCUUUGUCACAUGCUUCUGAAGUAUGAUUGGAAGCUCGUUGAUGGUGUUGUUCCCAAGGCAUCUCCCUUUGGCAUGAUGCAAACAGCUGAUUCGCAAGUCAAGUUGCUUAUUAAGCGACGCUCUGAGGAAUUGGAUAUUGAUGCAGUUGAGCAUUAG